GGGUUUAAUUUCUUCAGGAGCUUGUUGCCGCUAAUGUCUAUAUAAAGAAGGCGUAAUAAGCCCAGUAUCUUUGCCUUCUUAAAAAGUUAUAGCUGUCUUUAGCUGGUUCAAAUCGUCCCCCUGUUUUGAUUAUGCAUUUCCUCUUUGUUUUUUUCCCUCAUAUUUAAUCAAUUUCUGUCCUGUCUUCCCUUAAUUUGUCUGUCUGUCUUAGUUAGUUAGAUCCCCCUUACGUUUGUUCAGUGUUUCUCUUUAAACGGCCAGGUCUCUCUUCUCUCUUACACACAAAGACAUGGGUUCUAAUGCUUCAGAAGUUGCUCUUGAUCUGUUUCCCUACCUCAAAGUAUACAAAGAUGGAACCCUUGAGAGAAUCGCUGGAGUUGAAGUAGUUUCUCCAGGACUUGAUCCUGAAACUGAUGUUUUAUCCAAAGACAUCGUGAUCGUACCCGAAACCGGGGUCUCAGCUAGAAUUUACCGACCCAACUUGGCUACUACACAUGAAAAGCUACCCCUUGUAGUUUAUUUUCAUGGUGGAGCUUUUUGUGUAGCAUCGCCAGCUUUUCCGAACUACCAUACCAGCCUCAACAAGCUCGUCGCCGAGGCUAACAUCGUAGCUCUUUCAGUUGACUACAGGUUAGUCCCAGAGUUUCCUCUUCCUACUGCAUAUGAAGAUUCAUGGGCUGCACUUGAGUGGAUAGCUUCCCACAAGGAGGGAGAUAGCUGCCAGGAGGCUUGGAUCAAGGAUCAUGCUGACCUUGACCAGGUGUUUUUGGCCGGAGAUAGUGCUGGUUCAAAUAUUGCACACCAUUUGGCUUUGCGGCUCAAGGACUCUGAUCUGGGUCAGAAGUUGAAGAUUCUUGGUAUUGGUAUGAUCCAUCCUUACUUUUGGGGAACAAACCCGAUUGGAUCAGAGUUUGCUGAUCAGUUCAGGAAAGAAUUAGUGGACAAGUGGUGGUUGUACGUUUGUCCAUCUGAUAAAGGGUGUGAUGAUCCGCUUAUCAACCCGUUUGUGGAUGGAUCCUCUGAUCUUUCAGGCUUGGCAUGUGAUGGAAUCCUUGUUAUUGUUGCCGAGAAGGAUAUACUCAAGGAUAGAGGGAGGCUUUAUUAUGAUAAAUUGGUGAAAUCUGGGUGGACGGGUAAGGCAGAGAUUAUGGAGACAGAAGGUGAGGAUCAUGUCUUCCAUAUCUUUAACCCUGAUUGUGCCAAGGCCAAGAGCUUGAUCAAACGCUUGGCUUCUUUCCUGAACCAAGGGAAGGCUCCUGUCGAGUGAAAAUGUGAAAAGUACUGGGUUGCUUUGUAAUAAAACAAGUUCAAAAGUGUGAUUGAAAUCUACCUAGAUCGCAAUCCCCGAUACCUGUUUGUCAGGAUUUCUUUUUCCACUAGACUUGAUCGAUGUACUUUUCUAAGAGUAUUGUUUCCCAUAUAAGACGCUACCACUUUUUUCUUUCCCUACGAUGACAUUAGCCCACUCCAGAAUGUUUUAAUUGGCAUGAAGUAAUCUCAAUCAUUGACACCA
Messenger RNA from Theobroma cacao (cacao), 1513 nucleotides. Its product is annotated as putative carboxylesterase 2. Lineage: Eukaryota; Viridiplantae; Streptophyta; Magnoliopsida; Malvales; Malvaceae. The record is from RefSeq and is a predicted model, not a curated record. Gene Ontology annotation, molecular function: hydrolase activity.